Chenopodium quinoa (quinoa) is the source of this 474-nucleotide messenger RNA. RefSeq lists its product as uncharacterized. The transcript has a single exon. The record is from RefSeq and is a predicted model, not a curated record. The coding region runs from base 1 to 474 and encodes 157 amino acids. Lineage: Eukaryota; Viridiplantae; Streptophyta; Magnoliopsida; Caryophyllales; Amaranthaceae.
AUGCGUCUUGGUGCUUCACCCCUUCAGAAAUGUACAGCAGCCAUACGUAUGUUAGCUUAUGGUUGUUCAGCUGAUCAAGUAGAAUAUCUGAAGCUUGGUGCAAGUACUACUAAAGAAUGUCUUGGACAGUUUUUUGAUGGAGUCAUUGCUCAAUUUGCAAUUGAGUACCUUCGCAACCCAACAUCGGAAGACAUCCAACGUCUCCUUAGAGAAGGGGAGGACAGAGGAUUCCCUGGCAUGCUUGGCAGCAUUGAUUGCAUGCAUUGGGUAUGGAAAAAUUGUCCAGGCGGAUGGAAAGGAAUGUAUCAAGGAAGAUCUGAAGCGACAACUGUCAUUUUAGAAGCCGUUGCUUCUAGGGAUUUAUGGAUUUGGCAUGCCUUUUUUGGGACUCCGGGAUCAUGCAACGACAUUAAUGUACUUCAGCGUUCUUUGGUUUUCAAUGAUAUAAUAAAUAAUCGUGCUCCACAAGUUUAA